Zonotrichia leucophrys gambelii is the source of this 1087-nucleotide messenger RNA. RefSeq names its product SNF8 subunit of ESCRT-II (gene SNF8). The record is from RefSeq and is a predicted model, not a curated record. Gene Ontology annotation, cellular component: ESCRT II complex. Gene Ontology annotation, biological process: protein transport to vacuole involved in ubiquitin-dependent protein catabolic process via the multivesicular body sorting pathway. Lineage: Eukaryota; Metazoa; Chordata; Aves; Passeriformes; Passerellidae. The coding region runs from base 7 to 843 and encodes 278 amino acids. The transcript has 7 exons.
CGCUCGAUGACGCCAAGCGUCGCGCUCGAUGACGUCUCCACGGCGCGCUGGAGGCGUCACGCGUCGCUCCCGGCCAAGUACAAGGAGCGCGGCACGGUCCUGGCUGAGGAUCAGCUGGCGCAGAUGUCCAAGCAGCUGGAGACGUUCCGCACGCACCUGCAGGCCUUUGCCAGCAAGCACAAGCAGGAGAUCCGGCGCAGCCCCGAGUUCCGGCUGCAGUUCCAGCACAUGUGCGCCGCCAUCGGCGUCGACCCGCUGGCCUGUGAGCGCGGACAGGGGACAGACGGACAGACAGGGGGACACGGGGACCAGGGGACAAAAAAAUCCCAUAAAAUCCCCCCAAAAAAUCCCAAAAAAUCCCAUAAAAACCCCAUAAAAGUGCCAGCUGACCCCUCUCCCAUUGCAGGGCUGAUCACGCUGGAGGAGCUGCAGCAGGAGGUGCUCAAGGGCCGCGGCAAAUUCGCGCAGGACGUCAGCGCGGACGAUCUCCUGCGCGCCAUCCGCAAGCUGAAGGUUCUGGGCAGCGGCUUCGGGAUCAUCCCCGUGGGGGGGACGGUGCUGGUGCAGUCGGUGCCGGCCGAGCUCAGCAUGGACCACACGGUGGUGCUGCAGCUGGCCGAGAAAAAGGGAUUUGUGACAGUCAGCGAGAUCCGGGACAGCCUCAAGUGGGAGACGGAGCUGCUGGAUGCCAUUAUUCCCCAUUUUUUCCCAUUUUCCCAUUUUUCCCUGCAGGAUCACCUGCUGAAGGAGGGCAUGGCCUGGCUGGACGCGCAGGCUCCGGCCGAGCCGCAGUUCUGGCUCCCCGCGCUUUUCUCGGAGCUGCACGGGCAGGACGGGACCUGAGAGCCGGGAACAGCCCCGGGAACAGCCCUGGGAUAGCUGGGAAUGACCCCUGGGAUACCCAGGAACAGCCCCGGGAACAGCCCCGGGAUAGCUGGGAAUGACCCCUGGGAUAUCCGGGAACAGCCCCAGGAACAGCCCCGGGAACAACCCCGGAACCCUCGGGAUCCCGGCUGGAAUUCCCACCCAGGAUCCUUGGGAAUCCCUCCUGGAAUCCUCAGGAAUCUCCCCUUUAAUCCCUCCUGGA